This is a messenger RNA of Truncatella angustata, 792 nucleotides long. RefSeq lists its product as uncharacterized. The transcript has a single exon. The record is from RefSeq and is a predicted model, not a curated record. NCBI's taxonomy places the organism in Eukaryota, Fungi, Ascomycota, Sordariomycetes, Amphisphaeriales, Sporocadaceae. The coding region runs from base 1 to 792 and encodes 263 amino acids.
AUGGCAGCUCGGCAAAACUUUCACCUUUUUCCCCUGCUGCUGCUAGAGCUUCGUUUGUUGAUAUGGGAAGAUGCCCUCGGUACCGAGGCCCAACAGCGUAUUGUUCCCUUUCACCUAGACGAGUCGAAUUAUGGUGGCCUGGUUAUACCAAUGAAGAACCUAGUCUCGCCACUGCUUCUGACCAGUCGUGAAAGCCGCGACUGUGCUACGAAAUGGUACGAUGCGAAGAUCCAGGUCUUUACUCACAAAUGCUCGGGUGACCGGUACAAGGUUAGCCAUAACGGCAACGGAAAGAACGGUUCAGUUUAUCUUCGGCGUACGGCCGGCUUCCUGUACUUGCGACUCGAUCGUCACAUCUUCCUGCAGACUUGCACAGCUAGCCAUGGCUACAAUUCAAGCCUGACGUGUUUAGACGAUCAUGACCACAUAGCGGCCGAGUACCAGUACGGCGAACUGCGCAAUUGGAUUGUACGGAACUGCGAUGCGACACUGUCGUUCCGUCAUCGCAUGAAAAUAAGCCACGCGUUAUUCGUAACCCCCACGACAAACCCUAAAAAGAUAUGGCUACAGACAAUAACUUCCUUUCCUCGGUUAAACAGACUUGACAUGAUUACUGAACACAGAUGGUUGAGCCAGGAUUCGUCCUUCGCCCACUUCUUUCAGGAUCUUCAUGAUAGAGGUCUGGACCGAGCUCUACAGGAUUAUCGCGAGCAGCACAUAGUGGUUCAAGGCCGGUCUGGAGAGUUUCUAAGUGGUUACGGAACAGGGUAUGACGGGAAGCCGGGAGGCUGA